Molecule: messenger RNA, 2580 nt
Organism: Gambusia affinis (western mosquitofish)
Lineage: Eukaryota; Metazoa; Chordata; Actinopteri; Cyprinodontiformes; Poeciliidae
Gene: txlnba
Product: taxilin beta a
Exons: 11
Coding region: 151-2082 (643 amino acids)
Molecular function (GO): syntaxin binding
Source: RefSeq, a predicted model, not a curated record
GCCCCCCGGUGGCCCUGAGUGGAUCAGGUUAUUUUGGGGAUCAGCUGUUGCUCUUCUCGUCAGCAGGACCCUCCUCUUCCUCCUCUGACCUUCCUCUGCCUGCAGAGCUUCACCUUCCUCUCCUUCGCCACCCGGAUCCUGUGACCGAGGAUGGAGACGUCAGUGGAAGCAGCUGAGCUGUUGGCGCCGUCGCCCCUGGAAACCGGGAGUUUGGACGGAGACUCCGCCUCCUCGGCGACCUUUGACCCGAUGGAGGAGUUCAGCCGGCGGCUGCAGGACAUCCUGAGGACACACGGCUCGGCCGAACCGGUUGCUACGGACAACGAGGCGGAAAAGACCCCAGAGGAGGUCAAAGGUGACAUGGAGACAGACGUGUCCCUCAUGCGGCAGCGCCUGACCAACCUGCCGUCCGCAGAGGACAGACUGGAGGAACUGGUGGCGCUGUGGCGCGGCGAGCAGCAGAAGAAGAGCGCGCUGCAGCAGAAACUCUGCCACCUGCUGGAGGAACGGCGCUGCAGCAUGGCGGCGCGCAGCCAGCUGGAGGCGCUGUGCAGAGACCUGCAGGCUCACUACGGCGCGCUGCGGGAGGAGACGCUGCGGCGCUGCAGGGAGGAUGAGGAGAAGCGGAGCGACAUCACCAACCACUUCCAGGAGACGCUGGUGGAAAUCCAGGCCCAGAUCGAGCUGCACAGCGGCCGCAACGACAAGCUGCGGCAGGAGAACGCCAACCUGACCGACAAGCUGGAGAGCCUGAUGAGUCAGUACGAGCGCCGGGAGGAGAGUUUGGAGAAGAUCAACAAACAUCACGACCUGCAGCACAAACUGACAGAGGCCAAACUGCAGCAGGCCAACGCGCUGCUGGCCGAGGCUGAAGACAAACACAAACGGGAGAAAGAAUAUUUACUGGUUCAGGCCGCUGAGUGGAAACUGCAGGCUAAGACUCUCAGAGAGCAGGCGACUGUCAUGCAGGCACAGCUGGCGCUCUACGCUCAGAAGUUUGACGAGUUUCAGGCAACGCUGGCCAAGAGCAAUGAGAUUUAUGUCCGGUUCAAACAGGAGAUGGACAAUAUGACUGAGAAGAUGAAGAAGGUAGAGAAGGAGGCAAACCUUUGGAAGACCAGGUUUGAGAACUGCAACAAGACGCUGAUCGACAUGAUUGAGGAGAGAACAGAGAAAGGCAGAGAGUACAACCUGUUUGUCCUGAAGAUCCAGAAGCUGGAAAAGCUUUGCCGUGCUCUGCAAGAGGAGAGGAAAGGACUCUACGACAAGAUCCGAGAGGUCCGCCAGUCCAGCGCCGGCCUCCCGUCCAAACUAGCCAACUUCACAGAGAACGCUGGAGUUCCUGAAGACGCUGCCAUGCCGGACCUGGAGGGGCUCCAAGAGCUCCAGGAGGACGACCCGCUUCUGACGGAGAACAUCAUCCGGCUGCGGCAGGAGCAGGCCAAACUGCAGGAGUUUGCCGCCGCCCUGCUGGCCGCGCCGGGCGAUAACGAGGAGCAGGAUGAGAAAAAGGAGCUGGGCGACGAAGAUGAUGUCAUCGUCUCCGCCAUCGCUCAGUUCCAAACCAGAACCGACAUCAAGAAAGGUCCGGCUUCAGCACCUGGUCAGGCAGAAGGCAGAGAAGAGAAGGCUGAAGAUCCACUUGUGGUUCUGCUGAAGGGUGAAGAACUGCAGGGAACCGGGACAAAACCAACUGACCUGGUGGCGCCUCCGGAGGUGGAGCAGAGUCCAACACAAGUCAGAGAGGAGGUCCAACAGUCAGCAACCUCAGAACCAGGCAGGCCGGAUCCAGAACCAGACAGACCGGGUUCAGAACCAGACAGACCGGAUCCAGAACCAGGCAGACCGGGUUCAGAACCAGGCAGGGAGGAUCCAGAACCAGAAACUUUGGAGACAGAAUGCCUGAAGGAGACCAGUUUGUUGAAACCAGUCCUCCCAGUGGAAGAGCAUCUGGUCCAGCAGUUGCCCAGUGGGCCAGAACCAGGAGAGUCCAGUAAACCGUCUGAUGGGUCAACCAAAGCAGCCGGCGGGAAGCAAAUCCCCAAGAAGAAGAAGAAGAGGAACAGCAAGAGCACCAGCUGAACCUCCAGCUGUGUGUGUGUGUGUGUGUGUGUGUGUGUGUGUGUGUGUGUGUGUGUGUGUGUGUGUGUGUGUGUGUUUGCUUGUAAAACCUUGUGGGGACCAUUUUCGUGACACCACGUUGUGGGGACCCACUGUUCCUCGUGGGACCGAAGCCUGGUCCCCACAAGGGGAAUCCUGUUUUUGGGUCAGGGGUCAGAUUUAGGACUAAGGUGUGAAUUGAGUUUUGGUUAGUUAGGGUUAGGUAUGUAAUGUUAGGGUUAGGGUAAGGAUAAGGAUUAGGCUGUAGAAAUGAAUGGAAGUCAAUGGAAAGUCCCCACAAAGAUAGCUGCGCAAACGAGUGUGUGUGUGUGUAAAGGUCAGCUGUCCGAAUGAAGAUGUAGUUUGACCGGCUGGAGGAGAUGCCUCACUAACUUCUAUGUUUACUGCAUGUUUGGUGAAUCUAAAACCAGAGUUGGUAUCCAUGGAAACCGCAAUCAAUAAAGUGACUUUUUUAACAAA